AUGUCGGCGGGGGGCGCGCCCCAGCCCGCCCACGCCCUGGACCUGCUGCCGUACUCGCGGCUGAGCCCGGCGCCGCGGGGCGCGUCCCAGCUGGAUGCCGUGGGCGCCGAGAUCCCCUCGGAUCCCUGCACAGGGUACCGGUUCUUUAAGCCGGGGGGUUUGUUCGGGAUGAAGCCGCCGGAGGAGCCGUUCGGAGCCGCGCGCGCGGGCCCCGAGGAGUCCAAGGCCCUGGGCAGCCCCUGCGCCGGGCGGUUCACAGCCAUUUGUGACCAGUUUGUGGUAAUUCUGACGAGUUCGUGGUCAUGGUGGAGCCCGAGGAGAAGCCCGGGAUUGGCGCCGGCUCCCUGGAGCUGUUCCCGGCCGCGGGCGGCAGCUCCGGCCGCUGGUUCCCCGGCGGGCAGCGCGGCCCCGAGCCCCCCCGGGACCCCCCCUGCCCCCCGCGCCGGCUGCUGGGGGGCCCAGGGGGGCGUCCCCGGCCCCUUCCGCUGCGCCCAGUGCGGGAAGGGCUUCCGGCAGAAGCAGAGCCUGGUGACGCACGAGCGCAUCCACACCGGCGAGAAGCCGUUCCGCUGCGGCGACUGCGGCAAGAGCUUCAGCCAGCGGCCCAACCUGCUGACGCACCGGCGCGUGCACACGGGCGAGCGGCCCUUCCCCUGCGCCCAGUGCGGCAAGAGCUUCUCGCAGAAGGCCAACCUGCUGGCGCACCAGCGCAUCCACGGCGCCCACCCCGAGGAGGGCAAGGCGCGGGCGCGGGCGCCGGCGCGGGGCUGCCCCGAGGACGCGCCCUUCGUGUGCCCCGAGUGCGGCAAGAGCUUCCGGCAGAAGCCCAACCUGAUCACGCACCGGCGCAUCCACACGGGCGAGCGGCCCUUCUCCUGCUUCCUGUGCGGCCGCAGCUUCAACCAGAAAACCAACCUGGUGACGCACUACCGGGUGCACACAGGUGAGCGGCCCUUCACCUGCGGCGUCUGCGGCCGCCGCUUCAACCAGAAGGGCAACCUGGUGACGCACUACCGGGUGCACACGGGCGAGCGCCCCUUCGCCUGCGCCCAGUGCGGGAAGCGCUUCGCGCAGAAGCCCAACCUGCUGGCACACCAGAAGACGCACCUGGGCCGCCAGCCCUUCACCUGCCUCGAGUGCCCCAAGCGCUUCAAGAGCAAACUGUCCCUGCGGGUGCACCAGCGGGUGCACACCGGGACCCCCGGCCCGGCCCCCGGCGCCCUGGACCCCGCCGGGAGCCCCUUCCCCUGCGCGCUGUGCGGGGAGGCCUGCGCGGAGCACGGGGGGCUCCGGCCGGGCCACGGCGGCGCCGAGCGGCCGCACGCCUGCGCCGAGCAGCUGCACGCCUGCGCCAAGUGUCCCCACGGCUGCGCCGAGCGGCCCCACGCCUGCGCCGAGCGUCCCCACGGCUGCCCCGAGCGGCUCCACACCUGCGCCGAGCAGCGCCGCACCUGUGCUGAGCAUCCUCACGCCUGUGCUGAGCAUCCUCACGCCUGCGCGGAGCAUCCCCACGCCUGUGCGGAGCACCCCCACGCCUGCGAGCGACCCCACGCCUGCGGGCAGCCGCAGCCCUGCGCCGAGCGGCCGCACCCCUGCGCCGAGUGUCCCCACCCGUGCGAGCAGCCCCACGCCUGCGCCAAGCGGCCGCACCCGUGUGAGCAGCCCCACGCCUGCGCCGAGUGCCCCCACGGCCACGCCGAGCGUCCUCACGCCUGCGCCGAGCAUCCUCGCACCUGCGCCGAGCAUCCGCACCCCUGCGAGCGGCCGCACCCCUGCGAGCGGCCCCACGGCUGCGCCGAGCAGCCCCACGCGUGCGCCGAGUGUCCCCACGCGUGCGCCGAGUGUCCCCACGGCUGCGCCGAGCGGCCCCACGCCUGCGCCGAGUGCGGGAAGCGCUUCCGGCAGAAGGUGAACCUGGCCGUGCACCUGCGGACGCACACCGGGGAGCGGCCGUUCCGCUGCGCCGACUGCGGCAAGGGCUUCAGCCAGAAGGCUCACCUGCUGCGCCACCGCCGCACCCACGGCGCCGGCCUGGCCCCCCCCUGCGCCGCCGCCGACCCGCUGGGCAAGGGCCCCGAGCCCCCCGCGCUGCUGCUGCCGCCCUGCUCCCGCGGGGCGCCCCCGGCGCGCCCCGACAGCCCCUCGGGCGCCGCCGACAUCCUCCUGCAGCUGAUGCAGGACGAGCCCCCGCCCGGCCCCGGCGCCGCCGCCCCCGGCCCCGGUGCCCCCCUGUAAGUGCCCCGGGGCGGGGGGCCCGAGCCCGCGGGCGCCGGGGCUGCCCCCGCCGUGCUGCUGCGCCGCCUGCCUGGCCCCCCGCCCCCCUGAGCCCCCCCGCGGGCAGCUCUGGGCCAAGGCCGGGGGCUGCGCCCGCGCCUUCGAGGAGAAGCGAGCGCCGGGAGCGCCGGAGCGCGAGUGCGGCGAGGAGAAACCCGCGCCGUGCCCCGGCUGCCUGUGAGCCCCGGCACCCGCCCCGGCUGCCUGCAACCCCCGCGCCGGCACCUGCGCUGAGACCCCCCCAGCGGGACCCCCGCCCCGCCCCGGCCGCCUGUGAGCCCCCACGCUGGAACCCCCGACGAGACACCCCCGGCAAGGACCGGCCCUCGGCUCCUGGGGACAGCCGCGUGAGCCCGGAGGAGAUGGAGCCGAGGGGACAGAGCCAAAAAGAUGGGGCUGAUCCAGAGGCACUGAGCCAAAAAGAUGGGACUGAAGGGACAGAGCCAAAAAGAUGGAGCCGAGGGGACAGAGCCAGAGGCACUGAGCCAAAAAGAUGGGGCUGAAGGGAUGGAGCCAAAAAGAUGGGGCUGAAGGGACAGAGCCAGAGGGAUGGAGCCGAGGGCUCCGGUGCCAAGGUGACACCGCUAGCCAGAUUCAGCCCUGGGACUCGGAGCAGCCUCCAGCCGGGGCUGUGGGGCAGAGCCGGGCUGGGACAUGGCACAUUCCUGGCUUGGGAAGACGCCAAAGGGCUGGAGCAGCCAGCGCUGGAGCCGGAUCUGCCGCGUGGGCUCCGGCCACACCGGCCAGGAGGAGCUGGGCACAGUGGAGCUGCAUCCACUGGAGCCAGACUCGGGACAGGAGGGGCCCAAAAGGGCUCCCUGUGCUUCCAGAACGUUCCAGCCUGUUGCGGACUGGAUGGCAUUCCCUGAGGACGCAGCUGGGAUGGGAUGGGAUGGGAUGGGAUGGGGGCGCUGGGCCCGCCCUGCUGCGGGCUGACCCCCGGGGUCCCCAGCCCAGCUCCGCGCAGGGGUUGGGAGCACGCUGGGAAGACAGCCGGGAAAAGGCCUGGGAGGGCUCGGCUCCGCUUCCAGAGGGGCCCCGGAGACGCCUCCGGAGCCGGGGGGAUGGGGGGCAGCUUGUGCUUCUGCUUGCUCUGGGUAACCGCGCUUUGGGACUCGCUAUUCCGGCUUGGGGACGGGGCACGCGGGGUGGCCGCUGGAGCCGGAGUCUGCUGGUGGUGGUGGUGGUGGGGGGCUCCAGCGGCACGGGGGGGCUUUGCUGGCGUUUGUGUGGCCUCUCCCUGUGCCCCCGGGGUGACAGAGCCGGGAUCCACGGUCUGGGGCAGAGCUGCGGCCGCAGACACCGCCGGGAGCUGCCACUGCUUCAUCCCAAAGGGAAUCGGGUCCUGUGACGGGACCAACGCCGGGACAGCCGCCCCCGAGCCCCGGCUGGGCAGGGGGUCCCGCCCCACUCCCCUCCCCCAGCUCUGCUCUCUGCAAUUCUAUUUUUUGAGGUUAUUUAAAAUAAAAGCUUCUGAUGGC
Motacilla alba alba is the source of this 3755-nucleotide messenger RNA. RefSeq names its product zinc finger protein 250-like. The transcript is spliced from 6 exons. The record is from RefSeq and is a predicted model, not a curated record. Lineage: Eukaryota; Metazoa; Chordata; Aves; Passeriformes; Motacillidae. Bases 1 to 2235 code for a protein of 744 amino acids.